AUGAAUUUUUACACAUUGUACCUUAUUCUUGGACGAUGGCCACUAGGAAGACUUUCAUGUGAUUUAUGGCUAAGCUUGGAUUACACAGCCUGUUUAACAUCUCAGUACACUGUACUCAUCAUAACUAUUGACAGGUUCUGUUCUGUGCAUAUACCUGCUAAGUACAGAAAUUGGAGAACUGAUCGGAAAGUGCUUAUUUUAGUGGCUAUCACAUGGAUAAUACCAUCGUCUGUAUUUUUUACUACAAUCAUGGGAUGGCCUUACUUUAAUACAAGUGUUAGUCCUAGACGAUCUGAUGAAUGUUAUGCAGAGUUUUCAAAUGAUCCUGUUUUCAAUACAAUCUUCACAGUAUGCUAUUUCUGGAUUACAUUAUGCGUAAUGUUAGGAUUAUAUGUCGGGAUAUAUCGUGUUGCUGCUGACUUACAAAGACGAAGUGAUGAAAAAAGAAAUCGUGUUUCUGGACUAAUCACUAGCAAUACGCAAAAUGGUAAAAGUAACAAGCAAAUGAAAAUCAAUAGUCAAAUAAAUCCUUUGCAGAACACGAAUCAGAAAGGCACAAAUGCUCAGACUUAUCCCAACAGUAGCAGUUUGGGUUGUCCAGGAGAUUCAUCUGGUUUCGACUCAGAUGAAGGUAAACUGAACCCUGUUAAAUCUAAUGUUUUGUCAAAAACUGCUGAAAAGCGGAAAAUGUAUUCACAGAUCAAGGGACAUAAUGUAACACAACCCAUACCUGAAUCACAAAUCCAGCAUUCUGUCUCACCAUUUCAGAAAAUUGAAGCUCGGUGUGAUGUCCUACCAGGUGUUUUGGAAAAUGUUCGCAUUAUCCCGCCAAAACCAAAAGUAAAUGAUUCAUCAAAACCAAUGCCAGAUAAUUUUGACGACUCUGCAGAAGGGGAUAUAGGUUAUGUUUUACCAGCCUCUGUGAUGCUUAAUGAAGGUAUUGGUCUCAUGAUCAGCUCACCGGUGUUAACUGAUGAUGACAGUGGACUUGAGGUUAACUAUUACCAUCCAGCCUUGUCAAAAUUGAAAAAGGAAAGUUCAACUUCUGAAUUCUUUGACUUUUUAAAUGAAGACGAAACUGAUGCAAAAACAAAAAAGCAAGAUCAAAUUGGUAAUCAGAAGAAAGAGUCUAAACGUGGAGAAAAUAAUCAAUCUGGAACUGAUCAAGAAUAUCAAAAUCGUGUUAUGGAACAGUUUAAACAAAGAUUAGCUGCUCUAAAUAACCAAACUGUGAAACAUCGUGCUGCAAACUGCAUUAAGCCUAAUGAUCAGCCAACAAAUGUAGGCUUAUCGAAGUCCAAACUGACCACCAAUCAUUCACGACUCACUCUAAAUACUUCAAACUUUUCCGAGUCUACAUCAUCGAAAGGCACUGAGAAUACUACAAAUAAUCUUUGCAAUAAUAAUAAUGAAAGUCGCACUGUAAAUUGUGUAGCAAAUCAGAAAGCACAGUUUUCUAGUAGUAACAUAGAAGGCUCUAACUCUACUGAUGCUGAUAUUAAUUUACAAUCCCCACUGUUUGCGAACAAUUCAUCUCCAAUCUGGAAAUCUCGUCCUGUAUGCUGUGAUGGUAGUGCAAGUGCACCUUGUUCUAUUAGAAGCUAUCAGUGUUUCAACAGACGCAAACAAUCAGAUGAAUGUAUUAGUCAACAAAUAUGCGUUAUUUGUAUGAGUCAACAACAACAGCAACAACAAGACUCUGAUACUCUACAAUCAAGUUCAAGCUAUGGAGACUUCACUAGUCCAGUUGUCUGUGAUGAAAAGUGUCUGUGUCACUCACAAACAUAUACUCAUAAUGCCAAUUCAACAAAAGUAUCCAUUGGAACACGUUUAUUAUACUAUUUAAAGACAUUUAAAUUGAAAUCUCCUUCAGUAAAUAUUGUUGAACAAGUUAAAAAGUCUUUAAUUCGUAGAAAAUCAAAACAAGAAGUGAUUGAACGUGGAAGACGUGAAAAUCGAGCACGUAAAGCAUUGAGAACAAUCACAUUUAUAAUGGGUGCAUUUGUUAUAUGCUGGACACCAUAUCACAUACUUAUUAUGAUAAAAGGUAUAUGCGAUGAUAUUCAGCAGAAAUACACCUGUGUCAAUGAAAUAUUCUACAGUGUAACUUACUGGCUAUGCUAUAUGAAUUCACCUAUUAAUCCAUUUUGUUAUGCACUGGCGAAUGCACAAUUCAAAAAGACAUUUCUACGAAUAUUUCAUGGGGAUUUCAGAAGGUUAUGA
This is a messenger RNA of Trichobilharzia szidati, 2223 nucleotides long. Lineage: Eukaryota; Metazoa; Platyhelminthes; Trematoda; Strigeidida; Schistosomatidae. The record is from the annotation of a GenBank genome assembly.